AUGGCGACUUGGCCGGAUGCCCUCGCGCGAAGCCGCUUUCACGCCGACAGAGCCGAGUACAAAGAGGCCGCGGCACUGUUGCGCGAUUUUCUCAAGACGGCAUCUGAUCGCCUUGAACCCGUGCUGGAACUCUCAAGAGUCAUCAAAACUCAGGGCUAUUGGCGAGAUGCCCUGACAGUCCUCCUCGACGAGUUGGACAACCUCCCCGGCCCUGUUGGUACAGCAACAACCAGAGAAGAGCGACUGGGCAUCCAAAUGAGGAUAGAAGUCUGCAGGCUCAAGCUAUUAGUCACUGCUUCCUUUGAUGCACCCCUCCAGGAAGCAGAAGAGCUGCGUCUCCAGACUUCAGACUUUGCGGCUCUCGAAGAGCUCGAGCCGACAACCAUUGAGAUUGCUCUGUGCUAUUCCAGGAUGCGUGUUUUAUCAUGCCUUCACCAUCAACCUAUUGCCCCUGCCGAGCUCGAAGCUCUAAUCUCCUGGCUGCGGCCCACCUACGACAGGCUGGUCUCUGCGAGCCGCCACCGGGAAUCCUUUGAGAUUUUGCAGGCUUAUAGCGCAUUCUUGGAAUCCGCUACGAGAGUGGGCAUCACGACUUUGGACUUUGAAACCUGGUCCGGGAUGAUGCAACGCUUCCUCAGUUCACCGGAUCUUCCCCCACUCUUCAAGGCAAACGCAAUGGUUCUUCUUGCAGACAAGGCCAGCGAGAGGCUUGACGAAGCUUACCUUGCCGAAAUAGAAACGUCGGCAAAAACUAUUUACAUUGAUCAAGGCCACGCCGUGGGGGUGAUGGAUCUUAGGUUCCAGCAACUCAGCCGAGCCCUCAAGAAGGAUCAUCAAUGUCUGACGGACGAGCUGCUCGACGAGUUGAAGGGCUACUUUGCCAAGUACCAGACCGGUGAUUCCAUGGCGUCAUAUCAGACAGCCAUCCACGCGUUCCUUGCCCAUAUCCCACAAUGGCUUGCCUUCGAGCUACAGAUGUCGCUGUCCCACAUCAGAGAUGAGUUAGCACAUCAAGCAGGAGCAGUGUUUCUGACCCAUAUUGGCCGCGUGGGUCUGAUAAGUAUGUGGCUCGCCCACUCCGGCAAGGCCGCCAGUGCCGUUGAGGCAGCUGAGGCUCUCGACACCACGCUUAGAGAGGGAGAUUGCAGGUGGCUGAGGGGCAUCGCGCCGUACCUUGCAUCCCAAGCAUACUCUCAGCUGCAUGAUUAUCGCAAGGCGCACGAUCGGGCAGCCAGGGCAGUCGAGAUCUUUCAAGAGACGUUUCCCAGCGACGCAGCUACAGCCCGCAACGCUCUCCUACAGGCAAAGCUCGAACUGUACCAGCAAAACAACUCGGACCCAAAAGACUUGGAAGAAAUCCUUUCCUUUGCCGAUACCGAGACGACGCGAGACAGAGCCGCUGGGUUGACUCUCCAGGCGGCACAGAAAACGGAGAUGAUCGUUGUUCAGAUAAGGACUCUCCAAACCGAGCAAAGACGGUACUGGAUGGAGAGAAUGUUGACUUUUGUCAAUGAGUUGGAAUCCGACUCGGAAGAUGGAGACAUUCGCAUGGCCGGCCUAUUCCAAGUGCAAGGGAUGGAGCUUACGCUGCCCAUGAAAGAGACUGACCCCAAGGCGUGGGAGCCGUGUCUGGCUUGCUUUGACAAAUCAGUGGCUCUGUAUAUGAAGCACUUACGGUUUGUAGAGGCUGCCAAUACGCGCCAGAUGCAAAGCUGUGCGAUUUACCGCUGGUUUGAGCUUUCGCCCUCUGCCCAUCUCCUGCAGCGCUGCCUCGACCUCAUCGACAUAUCCCUUGAUCUGUUCAGGGAGGCAGACAACGUCACCUUCAUCGCCACGGCAAGUCGCUGGCGGUCGAUCGUCGUAUACACCGGUUGGGAACGCGGAUGGAUGGUAGGGGACAAGACCCUCACGGCGCUUCAAGAUGCCGAGAAUGCGUGGGCGGUUGAAAGGGCUGACAUGACAGCCUUGGCCAGCUUUGAGGCUGUGUCUCGCCGACAACAGUUCACCUCCCUCAAGGGCUUGAGGGAGACGUACCGACGCGCGUUCCGGGUUUGCCAAAUAGAGGGUCGCGUGACUGAGCUAUGGGAAUGGACCCAGAAAGCCAAAGCGCGCAGCUUGUCAGAUCAGCUAGGCGUUGACAGCCUCGUCCCUGCGGAGCUUCGCGAACAGGUCAUCCAAGAUCCAACCAGGAGGGAGCUGAUGGAGGAGGCGGAUGCGCUCUCGCCCCGGAUCGCCGGGAGCCCCCCCGAGGUUCGUCUUAGGCUUCGCGGCGAGCUUGAGGCUAUUCAUAAGCGGAUGGCUCAAGACACUCUGCUCAAGGCUAUGAUGGAUAUCAAGAAUGGGACACCAGUCGGAAUCGACCAGAUCCAGCAGCUGGGAAGCCAGAUGAAGAAGUGUUCUCCUGGUAGAGACGUGAAAUUCAUCGACUGGCUCGAGCACUCCAACAAGCUCUGGGUAUUGGUUCUGGGAGGCGAGGAAAAGACGCCUACCGUCAUGCAAUGUCCAGUCUCGCCUGACGAGGUGGCAGCUUGGAAGCGAGAGUGGCUCGAUGCGCAGCCUGGACAAGUGUCCGCCUUCCAAGAGGACGACUUCUACUCUGAAUACGAGCCCGAGUUCAGUUUACGUGCUCUCGACGGCCUGGUCGCACCUCUCGACCAGUUGACCAAGCCCGGGGAUCUCGUCGUUCUCUGCCCGACUGGUGUGCUUCACUCGAUACCCCUACAUGCCUUGUACAUCUCGGACAACGUCCCCGUUAUCGAGCGGAACCCAGUCAUCUACAGUGCGAGUCUGACCACCUUUUCGCAAUGCUGCCGGCGGGGUGGUUGGUCGGAGGUUGAUUCGGGACAGAGGCCAGCAGCAUCAGUCGCUACGCAAUGGACCCUCACGAGUGUGCUCCAAGAGUCUGAUGACAGAUGGUUCGACCCUGAGGAACAAGAGGACGUAUACUCUCUCAUUUCAAACACAGCUGCAACGUCCGAUGCCAAGGCGGUGACGGGGACCGACGUCACGAGGCAGUUCUUCGUCGAAGCGAUGCAACAGUCAGCUCUGUUCCACUUUCACGGCCACGGUAUCUUUGACCGCAGCAUCCUGGCCGACCAAAGCCUGGAGCUUGCCGACGGCAACAUUGCAGUGCGAGACGUCUUUGACCUGAAGCUCAAGGCGCCUCACAUGACCCUGGUAGCCUGCGACUCGGCGUCGCAGGGCAUUGCGGCUGGUGAUGAGCCCCUGGGUAUAGUCACGGCGUUGUUGUGUGCGGGAGCCGGCUCUGUUCUGGGAACAAUCUGGCCGACGGCCUCUCGCACUGGUCGUUGCUUUACGGAUGAGUUCUACACCAAUAUCUUGGAACAACAGAAACGCAGCAUCGAUGUUUCUACUGACGUGGGAGGUCAUGCUGCUAUCAUUGAUUUGGCCGAGGUGUCCCAGAGGGCGGUACUCGCGCUGCGUCGCAACAUUGACACAAGGCACCCAUAUCACUGGGGAGCUUUUGUUCUUCAUGGAUGUUGGUUUAUGAGUCAGAGAGGGCAACAUCCAGCUGAUUAA
Molecule: messenger RNA, 3540 nt
Organism: Fusarium odoratissimum NRRL 54006
Lineage: Eukaryota; Fungi; Ascomycota; Sordariomycetes; Hypocreales; Nectriaceae
Exons: 2
Coding region: 1-3540 (1179 amino acids)
Source: RefSeq, a predicted model, not a curated record